GGACAAGUUUGUGUUUUAUUUCGUGCAAUCAAUUGUAAAUUAUUUUCGGUGGCAUUAAAAAUUCCUUAACUUAAAUAAGUUGAAAUGUCGUUGUUAACAAAGGAGAAUGCAAAGGAUCACUGUCGUACUUGCUUAAAAAGACUAAAUGGUUGCACAGAGAUGGCUUCUAGUGCAUGCAAUACAGAUGAGACACCGGAUAAUAAGGACAUGCACUUCAACAUCUGCAGCGAUCCAGAAUUACAGCAUCUCGUUUGUACUUAUGUGGAUGGCCCCUAUAAGAGUGAAGCACCAAAUUUGGCCAUUCAUAAUUUUCCAGAAAAUGUUUGCCUUGGUUGCUAUAAUAAGCUUCAGAACUUUGUUGCAUUUCGUAAACGGGCACAACAGAGCGCAGAAAAAUUACGCACAGUACUUAAUUGUAGUAGUGGCAUCAUUAAAGUAGAAUUAAAUUAUGAGGAAGAGGAAAAUGAGCAGCAAAAAACUGAUCCGGUGGGUCUAUCAGUAUGGGAUUAUAAAUUACAGGAUGCGCUUAUGGAAAACGAAGAGGUAUUUUUCGAAACAUCAGUGGCUACCUUGGCGGAUGUAGAAUUAAAAGAUGAUGCCGUAGUUCCAUUCGAACCAUUAGUAUCCGAGUGUAGUGGUAAGCCGUCGCCGCCAUCGGUAUCCGAAUGUAGUGGGAAGCAAAGUGUGGAAAAAGAGGACGACUUAAAGAAAGAAAUGUCUCAAGUAGACAAAAAAGACAAAUACAAAUGUUCACAUUGUGAGCAAAGCUACGCGUUCAAUUCCGAAUUGGAAUCUCAUGUACGUCAGGCUCACGAUAUAACAAAAAUGCCAUUUUCUUGCGGGCAUUGUGACAAGUCGUAUAGGUAUAUCCGUAGUCUGCAAGAACAUGUAAAACAUAAGCAUCAGGCAGUGGUGAGUGCAGAUGCUCAAUUCAAGUGCACCUUAUGCCCCAAGGCGUUUUUAACGAAUUUGUCGCUGAAAAAACAUAUGUGUUUUCACAUUAAGAAAGACAUGUCGCGUGUUUGUGGAAUUUGUAGUAAACGGUUUCCGGUAAAAAGUUGGCUGGUCGAGCAUUUGCGCACACAUUCUACCGAUGGCAGAAUACCGUGUGGUCAAUGCGAUAAAAGUUUUAUGUGGUAUCAAGAUUUGUUAAAUCACGAGCGUUCAUCGCAUCUCAAAGAGAAGCUGUUUCCCUGCAAACUGUGCGACAAAUCGUUCCAAACGCAAAAAUCUUUGCGCUUCCACAGUUACCGGCAUUCUGGUGAGAAACCAUACCUCUGCGAUGUUUGUGGAAAAGGCUUUCGGCAGCCAACAGCAAUGAAACAGCAUCGGUUAAAGCAUUUUAAAAAUGACACGACUGAAAAAAAAAAUGCAAAUAAGCGAAAAAUGCCAUUUCUAACUAAAGAAAAUGUUAAGCAGCAUUGCCGCACUUGUCUGAAAAAAUUAAAAAUACAAGAUAACAGUUUAAUACCAAAUAUAGAUGUAGCAGACGAAGUUUCAGAGUGUAAAGAUUUCUGUAUUAGCAUCGUUAAUAAUGAGGAGUUACAAAAUCUUAUAGCUUCCUACAUGGACGAGCAUUGGCCUAUUGAAGCGCCUGAACUGAUAUUGGGGGAAUAUCCUCAGUGUGUAUGCAUAUAUUGCUACAAUAAACUGCAAAGUUUUGGAUUAUUUCGUGAACUAAUAAGGAAAAGUGCUAAAAAACUGCAGUCGAUACUCUGCCAUGGAGUUAAUAAAGUGGAAAUUGACGACGAUGGCCCCGAAGAAAAUCAAGGAAUGGGUAAAGAACCAGAAACAGCGCGGGCGACAGAUAAGUUCUUGCACAAGGAUACACUUAUGGAAACCGAAUCAGUUAAGUUUGAGUCAGAUAAUGUGGGAACGUUAAUGAGCGAGAGUGUACUAAACCCUGAUCCAUUCGACACUGAUAUUUCAGCUGAACGUAGAGCUACACAAAGUGAAAUUUCAAAUAACAUUAUCAACGAAGAAAGCUAUGAUCAAGUAUGGCAAGAGGAAUCCGAAGCUGAUUUAGAAAACCCAUCUAUAUCAGUGACAUCUGAAAAUGUUGAUAGCAGGAUCUUGAACAGUCAGACAGUUAAAAGCAAUUUAACUACAACUUUUGAAUGUAUUCUAAACGAUAAACAAAAUGACGAUGGUUUAGGAAAUAUAAAAUGUACACGCGCACGCAGUAAACGAUCUGCAGAAUAUGUGGCUACAAAAAUAACAUUAGAAAAACAUAAAAAAAGUAUGAAAAAAGCUAUCGAGGUAAGUCAACAUGUUCAAAAGCUUGUGGACACUGACCAGACAGAUAGUAAAUCGAAGAGACGCAAUAAAGGUACUAAAAAUCGCUUCAAAUGCGAGCAGUGUAGUCACAGUUUUGCUCAAAAAAUCACCCUCGAUGCUCAUAGACGUAAAGUGCAUGAAGGAAGCAAGAGUCCCUUUCAAUGUGAUCGAUGUGAAAAAUCGUAUAAAUUCAUCGGUAGUCUAUAUACGCACAACAAGGAAGUUCAUGAAGCUGAGGUGCGUUCAUAUUCGUGCAACAUACCUGGAUGUGACCGUGUCUAUACUAGUUUUAUUGCAAUGCAAAGACAUAAACAAUUGAAACACUCGGAUACGCCCUGCGUAGAAAAAUAUGUUUGCGAACAAUGUGGCGCAACAUUCAACCAAUCCGGUAAUCUUAAAUCCCAUCGUCGUUCUAAACAUCCUACAGCCACAGAACAAGCCGCUCAAGUCCAGUUGAAAGAGCGCUUUGAAUGUGACGUGUGUAAGAAACUGUUCCAUUCACGGUACACUUUAAAGUAUCACACCUUACAACUGCACACCAACGAAAUGAAGUACGAGUGUAAUGUGUGUGGCCGUAAAAUGGCAAAAAAAUUUAUGCUCGUCCAACAUAUGUUAGUUCACUCUACUGCUAAGAUGCUGUGUGAACACUGCGGUAAGGGGUUUGUUAGAAAAUUUGAGUUGGAAGCACACGUUAGAAUAGUGCACAUGAAAUUGAAGCCUUUUAAAUGUCAGUAUUGUUCCGAGUGUUUUGCUAUAAGAAAAACGUUGCGCCAUCAUGAGUACAUACACACCGGUGAGAAACCGUAUGUUUGUGAUGUCUGUGGGCAGGCGUAUCGUCACCAGUCCUGUUUGAAAAGCCAUCGUGAAUCGCACGAAAGAAUUAAUGUUGAUAACGUGUUAUCAACCAAUAGUAAUGGGACACUAAUGAACUCAUUUUUGAAUGCACCAUAUCAUAUAAUUGCUCAGAAAAUAGUACCUCUGACAAAUGGUAACACCGAUGCAACAAACUUUAGUAGCAGCGCUAAAGAAGUAACUAAUUUGUCAUCAUGUAAGGUUGCUGGAACUCUGAUUAAUAUAACUGACACUGGAAUUGCAGAGGAUAAAUCUAAUAUUCAGCAAUACAUCGUUAAUAAUGAAGAAUUACAAAAUCUUAUAGCCUUCUACAUGGACGAGCAUUGGCCUAUUGAAGCGCCUGAACUGAUAUUGGGGGAAUAUCCUCAGUGUGUGUGCAUACAUUGCUAUAAUAAGCUGCAAAGUUUUGGAUUAUUUCGCGAACUAAUAAAGAAAAGUGCUCAAAAACUGCAGUCGAUACUCUGCCAUGGAGUUAAUAAAGUGGAAAUUGACGACGAUGGGUCCGAAGAAAAUCAAGGAAUGGGUAAAGAACCAGAAACAGCGCGGGCGACAGAUAUGUUUAACUUUUUGCACAAGGAUACACUUAUGGAAACCGAAUCAGUUAAGCUUGAGUCAGAUAAUGUGGGAACGUUAAUGAGCGAGAGUGUACCAGACCCCGAUCAAUUCGACACUGAUAUUUCAGCUGAACGUAGAGCUACACAAAGUGAAAUUUCAAAUAACGUUAUCAACGAAGAAAGCUAUGAUCAAGUAUGGCAAGAUGAAUCCGAAGCUGAUUUAGAAAAACCAUCUAUAUCAGUAACAUCUGAAAAUGUUGAUAGCAGGAUCUUGAACACUCAAACAGUUAAAAGCAAUUUAACUAAUACUUUUGAAUGUAUUCUAAACGAUAAACAAAAUGACGAUGGUUUAGGAAAUAUAAAAUGUGCACGCGUAAGCAAGAAACGAUUUGCAGAAUAUGUGGCUACAAAAAUAGAAAAACAUAAAAAUAGUAUGAAAAAAGCUAUCGAGGUUAGUCGACAUACUCAAAACUUUGUGGACACUGACAAGACAGAUAGUAAUUCGAAGAGACGCAAUAAAGGUACUAAAAACAGCUUCAAGUGUGAGCAGUGUAGUCACAGUUUUGCUCACAAAAUCGCCCUCGAUGCUCAUAGACGUAAAGUGCAUGAAGGAAGCAUGCGUCCCUUUCAAUGUGAUCGAUGUGAAAAAUCGUAUACAUGCAUCGGUGGACUAUAUAAGCACAUCAAGGAAAUUCACGAAGCCGAGGUGCGUUCAUAUUCGUGCAACAUACCUGGAUGUGACCGUGUCUAUACUAGUUUUAUUGCAAUGCAAAAACAUAAGCGAUUGAAACACUCGGAUACACCCUGCGUGAAAAUAUAUGUUUGCGAACAAUGCGGCGCAACGUUCAACCAAUCCGGUAAUCUUAAAUACCAUCGUCGUUCUAAACAUCCUACAGACGCAGAACAAGCCGCUCAAGACCAAUUGAAGGAGCGUUUUGAAUGUGACGUGUGUAAGAAAUUGUUCCAUUCACGUUACACCUUAAAGUAUCACACCUUACAACUGCACACCAACGAAAUGAAGUACGAGUCAAAUCUUAAUCAGCAUUGCCGCACUUGUCUGAAAAAAUUAAAAAUACAAGAUAACAGUUUAAUACCAAAUAUAGAUGUAGUAGACGAAGUUUCAGAGUGUAAAGAAUUCUGUAUUAGCAUCGUUAAUAAUGAAGAAUUACAAAAUCUUAUAGCCUUCUACAUGGACGAGCAUUGGCCUAUUGAAGCGCCUGAACUGAUAUUGGGGGAAUAUCCUCAGUGUGUGUGCAUACAUUGCUAUAAUAAGCUGCAAAGUUUUGGAUUAUUUCGCGAACUAAUAAAGAAAAGUGCUCAAAAACUGCAGUCGAUACUCUGCCAUGGAGUUAAUAAAGUGGAAAUUGACGACGAUGGGUCCGAAGAAAAUCAAGGAAUGGGUAAAGCACCAGAAACAGCGCGGGCGACAGAUAUGUUUAACUUUUUGCACAAGGAUACACUUAUGGAAACCGAAUCAGUUAAGCUUGAGUCAGAUAAUGUGGGAACGUUAAUGAGCGAGAAUGUACCAGACCCUGAUCCAUUCGACACUGAUAUUUCAGCUGAACGUAGAGCUACACAAAGUGAAAUUUCAAAUAACGUUAUCAACGAAGAAAGUUAUGGUCAAGUAUGGCAAGAUGAAUCCGAAGCUGAUUUAGAAAACCCAUCUAUAUCAGUGACAUCUGAAAAUGUUGAUAGCAGGAUCUUCAACAGUCAAACAGUUAAAAGCAAUUUAACUAAAACUCUUGAAUGUUUUCUAAACGAUAAACAAAAUGACGAUGGUUUAGGAAAUAUAAAAUGUGCACGCGCACGCAGUAAACGAUCUGCAGAAUAUGUGGCUACAAAAAUAACAUUAGAAAAACAUAAAAAAAGUAUGAAAAAAGCUAUCGAGGUUAGUCCACAUACUCAAAAGCUUGUGGACACUGACCAGACAGAUAGUAAAUCGAAGAGAUGCAAUAAAGGUACUAAAAAUCGCUUCAAAUGCGAGCAGUGUAGUCACAGUUUUGCUCAAAAAAUCAGCCUCGAUGCUCAUAGACGUAAAGUGCAUGAAGGAAGCAAGCGCCCCUUUCAAUGUGAUCGAUGUGAAAGAUCGUAUACAUGCAUCAGUGGACUAUAUAAGCACAUCAAGGAAAUUCAUGAAGCUAAGGUGCGUUCAUAUUCGUGCAACAUACCUGGAUGUGACCGUGUCUAUACUAGUUUUAUUGCAAUGCAAAAACAUAAGCGAUUGAAACACUCGGAUACACCCUGCGUAGAAAAAUAUGUUUGCGAACAAUGUGGCGCAACAUUCAACCAAUCCGGUAAUCUUAAAUCCCAUCGUCGUUCUAAACAUCCUACAGCCACAGAACAAGCCGCUCAAGUCCAAUUGAAAGAGCGUUUUGAAUGUGACGUGUGUUCAGCCUCAGAGCUUUCAAAAUCGAUUAAUGUACUAGAAGCUGUGUAUUUCAUCAAAGCAUCUUGGGAUAAAGUGGAAGCCACAACCGUCCGAAAUUGCUUCCGUAAAGCAGGAUUUUUGGAAACUUAUGAGGAUCUUCCAGAUUUUGAUUCUGAAGAUGAUAUUCCACUGGCAAUCUAUACUAGGCUUCAGGAAGGACUAGACUUGGCAAAUGAUUUGCAAGGUUUUCUCCAAAUGGAACAGAAUGUUUUCACUGAGGACAACAAUAUAGAAAUUCAAUUUGACCAACAAGAUGAUACUAUGGACAUAAGUGAUUCAGAAGAAAUAAAUAAGCGAAAAAUGCCAUUUCUAACUAAAGAAAAUCUUAAGCAGCAUUGCCGCACAUGUCUGAAAAGAUUAAAAAUACAAGAUAACAGUUUAAUACCAAAUGUAGAUGUAACAGACGAAGUUUCAGAGUGUAAAGAUUUCUGUAUUAGCAUCGUUAAUAAUGAAGAAUUACAAAAUCUUAUAGCCUCCUACAUGGACGAGCAUUGGCCUAUUGAAGCGACUGAACCGAUAUUGGGGGAAUAUCCUCAGUGUGUGUGCAUACAUUGCUAUAAUAAACUGCAAAGUUUUGGAUUAUUUCGCGAACUAAUAAGGAAAAGUGCUCAAAAACUGCAGUCGAUACUCUGCCAUGGAGUUAAUAAAGUGGAAAUUGACGACGAUGGGUCCGAAGAAAAUCAAGGAAUGGGUAAAGAACCAGAAACAGCGCUGGCGACAGAUAUGUUUAAGUUCUUGCACAAGGAUACACUUAUGGAAACCGAAUCAGUUAUGCUUGAGUCAGAUAAUGUGGGAACGUUAAUGAGCGAGAGUGUACCAGACCCCGAUCCAUUCGACAUUGAUAUUUCAGCUGAACGUAGAGCUACACAAAGUGAAAUUUCAAAUAACGUUAUCAACGAAGAAAGUUAUGGUCAAGUAUGGCAAGAUGAAUCCGAAGCUGAUUUAGAAAACCCAUCUAUAUCAGUGACAUCUGAAAAUGUUGAUAGCAGGAUCUUGAACAGUCAAACAGUUAAAAGCAAUAUAACUAAUACUUUUGAAUGUAUUCUAAACGAUAAACAAAAUGACGAUGGUUUAGGAAAUAUAAAAUGUACACGCGCACGCAGUAAACGAUCUGCAGAAUAUGUGGCUACAAAAAUAACAUUAGAAAAACAUAAAAAAAGUAUGAAAAAAGCUAUCGAGGUUAGUCGACAUACUCAAAAGCUUGUGGACACUGACCAGACAGAUAGUAAAUCGAAGAGACGCAAUAAAGGUACAAAAAACAGCUUCAAAUGUGAGCAGUGUAGUCACAGUUUUGCCCACAAAAUCACCCUCGAUGCUCAUAGACGUAAAGUGCAUGAAGGAAGCAAGCGCCCCUUUCAAUGUGAUCGAUGUGAAAAAUCGUAUACAUUCAUCGGUGGUCUAUAUACGCACAUCAAGGAAAUUCAUGAAGCUGAGGUGCGUUCCUAUUCUUGCAACAUAUCUGGAUGUGACCGUGUCUAUACUAGUUUUAUUGCAAUGCAAAAACAUAAACGAUUGAAACACUCGGAUACACCCUGUGUGAAAAAAUAUGUUUGCGAACAAUGUGGCGCAACAUUCAACCAAUCCGGUAAUCUUAAAUACCAUCGUCGUUCUAAACAUCCUACAGACGCAGAACAAGCCGCUCAAGACCAGUUGAAAGAGCGCUUUGAAUGUGACGUGUGUAAGAAACUGUUCCAUUCACGGUACACCUUAAAGUAUCACACCUUACAACUGCACACCAACGAAAUGAAGUACGAGUGUAAUGUGUGUGGCCGUAGAAUGGCAAAAAAAUUUAUGCUCGUCCAACAUAUGUUAGUUCACUCUACUGAUAAGAUGCCGUGUGAACACUGCGGUAGGCAAUUUAUUAGAAAAUUUGAGUUGGAAGCGCACGUUAGAGCAGUGCACAUGAAAUUGAAGCCUUUUGAAUGUCAGUAUUGUUCCGAGUGUUUUGCUUCAAGAAAAACGUUGCGCCAUCAUGAGUAUAUACACACCGGUGAGAAACCGUAUGUUUGUGAUGUCUGUGGGCAGGCGUAUCGUCAACAGACCUGUUUGAAAAACCAUCGUAAAUCGCACGAAAGAUUUAAUGUUGAUAACGUGAUAUCAAACAAUAUUAAUCGGACAUUAAUGAAUUCAUUUAUAAAUGCUCCAUUGCAUACGAUUACUCAGAACAUAGUACCUCUGACCAAUGGUAACACCGAUGCAACAAACUUUAGUAGCAGCGCUAAAGGGAUAACUAAUUUGUCAUCAUGUAAGGUUGCUGGAAGUUUGAUUAAUUUAACUGACACUGGAAUUGCAGAGGACAGAUCUAAUAUUCAGCAAUAACUUCUUGAAAGAUGAAGAGUUGGCAACUUUUGGUUUUAAUUUAUUAUUA
Molecule: messenger RNA, 8479 nt
Organism: Anastrepha obliqua
Lineage: Eukaryota; Metazoa; Arthropoda; Insecta; Diptera; Tephritidae
Exons: 11
Coding region: 85-8430 (2781 amino acids)
Biological process (GO): regulation of transcription by RNA polymerase II
Cellular component (GO): nucleus
Molecular function (GO): RNA polymerase II transcription regulatory region sequence-specific DNA binding; zinc ion binding; DNA-binding transcription factor activity, RNA polymerase II-specific
Source: RefSeq, a predicted model, not a curated record